This is a messenger RNA of Trichoderma asperellum CBS 433.97, 1429 nucleotides long. RefSeq lists its product as uncharacterized. The record is from RefSeq and is a predicted model, not a curated record. NCBI's taxonomy places the organism in Eukaryota, Fungi, Ascomycota, Sordariomycetes, Hypocreales, Hypocreaceae.
AUGCUUCAUUACUCAACUCUUCCUUCACGCCGCAAUCCUCUUCCUCCUGGAGCAGCCUUUCCUGGCAGCCAGAGCUUCAGAUACCAACAUUCAAGCCAAUUUGUUUUCAACUCUCCCGGAGUCCCAUCUCAGCCACAGUCAUGCUCUCCUGAAGCAAUUAAACCGGCCGAAACGGAGCUAGACCACGAUGACAAUGAUGCAGAGUCUUGCAAGAGAUCCAAGCCAAAGCCGACGGCCGUAGAUACAGAGGGAAACGACGCUAUCGAAUUUGAUCCUGCAGAUUCUGACACCUGGGCCUCGCUACCGGCCCCUCUCAAUAAUGAAGAUGGAAACGGUGAAAUACAUGAUUCUUCUCUGCUCAGCAGCCCUGAAACUUUGUCGCCUCGAGUUAUAUCGCAAAGCAGUGGCCGCUUUCUCAAGAUGAUUGAUGAGCUCAGGCUUGAUGCUUCGGAUCCCUCUCCAUCGAUGACGGAUGAUAUCAAGAAUAUCAGCCGUUACCUUCGGAGAACGUCGUCUUCUUAUCCUUCCCAAGGUCAUGUAUCUACUAGAGUUCAGUCUCCGGAAUCAAUGUUCCGUCCGAAUAAGUUGAGCCUUACGGAUUUGUCUCGCUUCAGCAAGGCCAAUGAUCGACUGUCAAAUCUUCGCUCUACCCUGUCGUCAGACGGAGGUUACGAUAAGACCAUGAGCACCGCUCCUCCUGAAGCUACGGAAGAAGCAAUCACGGCAAUUACUCAGUGGCAAAGCCAGGUUCGACCAAGGGUAGCAUCAUACAAUAAGUACCAACUGUCAGAGAGCGGCGAGGUCCUUCCCAGUGACUCUGCCUCGCAGCAGCAGAGUCCUUCCGGAGUGCACUUCCUGCCUCCUACUCCGGCUUCAGCAACCAGCAAGGGAGGGCUGACUUGGGGAAGUGUUGAACACUUCAAAGGCCAGCUUGACGGCACCCACGAAACCAGUAGUCGAUUUGAGAGCCCCGAUCUUGCCCUCAGAUUGCCAGGCGCACCUUCAAAUCAUGGGCAUCCUCACAGGCAGUCCAAGCGCAAGGCAUCCGUCUUUUCUCUGCGCAGCUUGACAAAUUCCCUUUCUAAGCGUCCGAGAUUUGGUUUACGGAAAUGGGCUAGCACUUUUUACCGACAGGGAAGCCAGAGGCUUAACAUGGCCCGGCAGAAGUGGAGAUAUCAGCCUCGACAGGGCCGAGGAGUCUUUGAAGGGUGGAAAACUCGUUACCGUAGAGUGGCUCAGAAUAUGUUCCCUGGUCAAGAGGAACAGAAAAAGGACGAUGGAACGUGUUCGGCGGAGCGCAAGGUGUGUUCAAAUGAGGAUUGGUGGAGGGAUGGCGUAAGCCGAUAUGAAGCGCCAAAAUGGAUGAACUUUAGGGGCGGUGCUCAUUCUCACGGAUGACGCAGUUGACGAUCAUAGAGGCGCGGUGGGG